This is a messenger RNA of Penicillium odoratum, 3981 nucleotides long. RefSeq lists its product as uncharacterized. Lineage: Eukaryota; Fungi; Ascomycota; Eurotiomycetes; Eurotiales; Aspergillaceae. The record is from RefSeq and is a predicted model, not a curated record. Gene Ontology annotation, molecular function: double-stranded DNA binding; zinc ion binding; DNA helicase activity. The coding region runs from base 1 to 3981 and encodes 1326 amino acids. Gene Ontology annotation, biological process: double-strand break repair via nonhomologous end joining; cellular response to X-ray; cellular response to gamma radiation. The transcript is spliced from 7 exons. Gene Ontology annotation, cellular component: Ku70:Ku80 complex; nucleus.
AUGGCGGAAGAUAGUCACGCUCGUGAGGAAGAACCUCUUGAGGAGGAAGAGGUCGAUGAGACUAGCUUUCGAGCAGUCAAAGAUGCGGUCCUCUUUGCCAUCAAUAUCAGCAGCUCAAUGCUAACCCCUCGUGCCUCAUCUAACCCAAAGAAAUCUGGCGAUGAAUCCCCGGCAUCUGCGGCCCUCAAGUGUGCAUACCAUCUGAUGCAGCAGCGCAUCAUAUCGGACCCUGGCGACAUGAUUGGUAUUCUUUUCUAUGGAACACAGUCAUCUAAAUUUUAUGAUGAAGAUGGAGAUGGGACUGGCGACCUCUCAUACCCUCACUGCUAUCUCUUUACCGAUCUCGACGUUCCUUCCGCCCAGGAAGUAAAGGAGCUUCGAUCUCUUGCAGAGGACGAGGAGGAGGCCAAGGAAAUACUAAAACCCUCGAAUGAACCAGUUUCCAUGGCCAAUGUGUUAUUCUGUGCCAAUCAGAUUUUCACCUCCAAAGCUCCAAACUUCCUUUCCCGGCGACUGUUCAUUGUUACCGACGAUGAUAACCCUCAUGCAGAGAACAAAGCGCUUCGAUCGGCAUCGACAGUUCGUGCAAGGGAUCUGUAUGACCUGGGUGUCACAAUUGAACUUUUUCCCAUUUCCCGAGUUGAUCAUCAAUUCGAUACCUCGAAAUUCUAUGAUGAUAUCAUUUACAAAGCAUCUCCCAGUGAUGGCGAGGCCCCGGCCUAUCUUAAGCCAGAUACAAGCUUAUCGACCGUGCAAGGAGACGGAAUCACAUUGCUCAACUCUCUCCUUUCAAGUAUCAACUCUCGAUCCGUGCCCAAGCGGUCGAUUUUCUCUAAUAUCCCUUUGGAGAUUGGACCUAAUCUCAAGAUUUCCGUCAAUGGGUAUCUAUUGCUGAGAAAGCAGCAGCCGGCACGGAGCUGCUAUGUCUGGUUGGGUGGAGAGAAACCCCAGAUUGCCAAGGGUGUUACUACACUCCUAGCAGAUGAUACAGCGCACACAGUUGAGAAGUCGGAAAUCCGGAAAGCAUACAAAUUUGGUGGUGAACAAGUUUCCUUCUCAUCCGAGGAACAGUUAGCAUUGAGGGACUUUGGGGAGCCGGUGAUUCGAAUAAUUGGCUUCAAGCCACUGGACACCCUGCCAAUCUGGGCCAAUACUAAGCAUCCUACAUUCAUCUACCCUUCAGAAGAAGAUUACAUUGGAUCAACGCGCGUUUUCUCUGCCCUGCAGCAGAAACUUCUCAAGGACCGCAAACUUGCAUUGGUCUGGUUCAUUCCCCGGAAGAAAGCCUCGCCAGUGCUGGGUGCCAUGAUCGCUGGUGCUGAGAAGAUCGAUGAGAAUGGCGUACAGAAAAUACCACCAGGGAUGUGGAUCAUUCCACUACCCUUCGCUGAUGAUGUGCGAAAAAAUCCGGAGUGCGGCUUUAUGCCGGCCCCAGAACCCCUAAUUGAUGCAAUGAAGCAGGUGGUGGGACAACUGCAGCUUCCGAAGGGUGUAUAUGACCCUCAAAAAUACCCUAAUCCUUCACUUCAAUGGCAUUAUCGUAUCCUGCAAGCCCUCGCUCUUGACGAGGAUCAUCCGGGAACUCCUGAGGAUAAAUCCCUCCCCAAGUACCGACAAAUCGACAAGCGUGCCGGUGAAUACGUUUUACAAUGGGCCGAGGAGCUCGAUGCUCAAAACGAGAAGAUUUUUGGUGGGACUGCUGCCACAAAGACCCUAGUCAAGAGAGGCCCGAAACACGAGGGCGAAUAUCCAGGUGGCCCACCCCCGAAAAAGACGAAGGUUGAGGUCGGGGCUUCUGAUGCCGAUGCUGCGAUCAAGAUGAACAUGGAGAAGGGAACCUUGUCCAAGCUCACGGUGGCCACCUUGAAAGAAUUUCUUAAUGCUCAUGGUCGUUCCGCGGCUGGAAAAAAGGCCGACCUUGUGGAACGGGUAGAGCAUGAUGUUGUUCGUCGUCAUGAAAAAAGCCACCAUGAACAGGCCGAGAAACAGGCCGAGCAGGAGGUCGAGCAGUAUCUUGAGGGAUCCUCAACCAAUCUCAUAGAUGGCUCAGCCCUGCUUACGCCAGCCUCGGCGGCUGAAUCGCUGAGACGGUCUUCAGGGAUUACUAUGCCAGAAAGCCUGUCUCCGCAAUAUGCCAGCACAAACAUUGCGAGUUUUGUGUCACCAAACACAAGCUACCCAUCUGGGAUGGAUUCAUCUACGCAUAAUGAUGCAACGCUUGGAACAAGCUCCAACUCGGGGUCUGGAGCAUGGUUUCUAGAGGACGAUUUCGAUGUCAGCGCUCUAGAUUUUUCACUCACCUCCACCAUAUCCGAAUGGGCACAGUUCCCAAAUGUCUUUUCGGUUCCUCUCCUGCCGGCCGAGCCACAGGAAAUGCUCACGCCAAUACAAAGUUCCGUGACUGACUUCGAGUCAGCGAAUCCAGCAGAUACUGUGAAACGUGAAUGGUUCUCCCAUAUGGAGCACCGGCCAAGUCGAGGAUUCGAAAUGACGGACUUGAGCUAUCCGGAACAUACCAAGGCGAACGAGUCGUACCGAGUCGGUCUAUCUCAGAAGCUUCAGCCACGCAUGAAGGAUGAAGCACUUCCAAGUUCGGAGCAGCUCAAUCUUUUUGCAAAGCUCUACUUCCACCGAUUUCAUCCGCUGCUUCCUGUUAUUCAUACCCCUUCCUUCCGACCAACUGCAGAGAAUUCCCUCUUAUUCUUGUCGCUAUGUUCCAUUGGCAGCCUCUUUGUGGGAUCAUCGCGUGCCGUCAUGCAGGGAUCAAGAAUAUUUGAACGACUGAACAAGGCAAUCCUGGCAUCGUGGGAAUCCUUCCUAUCGCAGAGCCGACCAGAUGCAUUGUCUAUGGUUCAAGCUGCUAUUCUUGGUCAAACUUACGCUCUUCUGGCCGGUGAGCCAAAGUGCCUUGUUCUAGCAGAUGUUCUCCACGGCACAGUCGCAGCCUGGGCGCGUGAAGCAAACAGACUUGGAUCAAUUUGUACCCGAGCCCCCGAUUUAUCUGAUGACAGUAAUCUAAAGACGAGCUGGCAUCGGUGGAUCGAUCAGGAGCAACGGGCCCGAGUCCAAGUAGCGCUCCAUAUCCACGACGCUGAACUUGCAACUCUACUACACCACCAACCAAUCCGCAGUCAUCGAUUCCGCCAAUUCCCCAAACUCGCAUCUGACGCCUUAUUCUCAGCCUCCACAGCUCCAAAAUGGGCUACAUUAUACCGCCAAUCCUUUGAAUCUCAAGAUACCGCAAUACACACUCAACUCCCUCGCUCCAUGGAUCUACUCCCAAUCACCGGCGUCCCAUCCCGUUUCGCAGCAUACGGUCUCCUGGAGAGUAUAAACGCCCGCCUAAUCGACUCCAAACAAUCUGAUAGCUUCGAUCACCACAUCUGCGCGGAGAUAUCAAGCCUCUUAAUCGCUUGGUGGAAAGCUUACUACUACACACCACCUCAGACCCACGAAGGAGAUCCAUUCUGUCUCCCCGUCCUCUGGCACUCGAUCUACAUAUCCCUAUACGCAGACCUUGAUCUCCUCGAACAAUCAAUAGGUCGAGAUGGCCACCACGCUACCGUUCGAGCUACAGCUCCCGUCCAAGAAUGGUCUACAUCCCUAAACGCCAGUCGCUGUCUCAUUCAUGCGUCAUUAAUCGCGCAGUAUAUAGAAAAAAUGAGUAUGUCCUCUGAGCCGGCGAUUCAUGUCCCGCGUGCGCUUUUUUCUGCCGCGCUCACGUAUCUUGUUGUUGCGCAAUCUGCGCCGAAACAUGUUAUUCGUGCUGAGGCGUUUUCGUCACCGGAGUUCAAGAUUUCGAGCGAUGAUGGUACGUCUAUGGAGGCUUGUUUUCCAGAUCACAUGAGGAGUGGGUCUGUGGUUGCGGAUAUGGAUCAUUUGUAUCGAUUGGUGGAUUUGUUGCGGCGUGGUGGACGUUGGGGAAUUUCGCAGGCUUUUGCAGGGGUCAUUUCUGCGGCUUUGGAGAGCAUUGGAUCUUAA